GAAGAACCGGCGCCGGGUAGGCCUGAACCCGGCGCCGGGUAGGUCUGAUCCUGCAAAUACAAAAGAACGUGCUGAAAUAUUUUGAUGGAAAAAACUCACCUUCCUCAUGAGCUAAUCAAAUAUAUCUUCCAUGCUUGAUUGUUGGGCUCGAAUAGACUAAAAGAUGUCAAUCUUGAGCCUAUAUAAAGCCCCCAAUUCAUCAAACAAGAUCAUCAAUCCAUCCUUGAAGCUUAAAUUUCAGUUUUUAUAUUUUAUUUUUGCAUUCUCUUGAAGUGUUGGAGAAGAAGCCAUUUCUCUCCUCUACAAUUGGUUCUAGGUAUUAUUUCUUGUAUGUUAUUGUAUUUCCUUUAUCUUAGUUACACUUUUGUAAUUAAUAUGAGCAUUAGAGGCUAAGUUCUUAGCUAAGGCUAGGGAUGAACUUCUAUGCCCACUAGGUGUUUGAUAAAAGUUCUAAACCAAUAAAUUGUGAUUUAUCCUUUACAUUUUGAUUGUUUAUGACUAUGGUGUACAACAUAGAAGUAUGUUAAACUUAGUUUAUGCUUGCAAUUAACGUUGAGGUCUAAACUAUGAACAUUAAAGGAUAAACAUAUAUAUUACCGAGAAUAGAAAUAUAUCCGGUAUUAUAUGAUACGGGUGUGAUGUCUUGAUAUUCAACGGGGUUUUCGGUAGAUGAAUGUAAGCCGUAACGGGACUUACACGUAACGAAAACCACGCUCUCGCUGCCUUAACCGGAGUUGAGAAUAUAUUAGCGACAUCGUAUUCAUAAUUAUUGGUAAAGAACUAAUAUUCAACCCUAUUAAAGCAUUUAAGUGAUUCCCGAAGCCUUAGUUGUUGUUAUCAAUCACUUUAAUCAAAUUAAUUCAAGUUAUAUCUCUGAAAAUUAAAAAGAAGAACCAAGUUGUUGUUUUCACAACAACACACAACUCAAAAUCCCUACACUUUACUCAUUUACUUAUUCAAAGUCAUCUACUCGCGGACUAAAUUAAACAACGUUUCCCUGUGGAUUCGACCCGGUAUUUUACCGGAAUUUAUUACUAUAUCGGCACUUGUACACUUGCAAGUUCAGCCCGAUCAAGUUUUUGGCGCCGUUGCCGGGGAAACGGUCUUGUUUAAUAAAGUCCAAACAAUCAACCAAUCAAAAAUCCUGAAUUUAUUUUUCACAACUUCACUUGAUCUUGGAAGGAAUUUUUUUUUCUUGUGUAGAUAUUCCCUUGUGUUUGCAUGCAAUUGAGAGGUCAAGGUUCUAAAAUUCUUGAACCACUUGAUCUUGAAAUAGAAAAAACUUGCAAACACAUUCGAAGGGAGCAAAAAGCUACAAAAAUGUUGCCAACUUUGAAUGAGAGGAAGAGACCCGUGGUGGCCGCUACGCCAUCUUGCAUCACCUUGAGCGAGGAAGCAAGAGACUAUGAGCUAAGGCAAAGCUACUUCAACGCUAUGCCUCAGUUUCAUGGUUUGCUUGGGGAAAAUCCACUCAACUUCAUCACGGAGUUCUACGGAUUCAUUCAAGGAAUCCCUAGAAAUGGCUUGGCGGAGGAUCAACUCAAGCUCAAAUGCUUCCCCUAUACUCUCAAAGGGGCGGCAAGAGGAUGGUUCCUAGAGCAAGCUCCGGAAAGCUACACAACAUGGGAAAGUAUAUACAAUGCCUUCAUGUCUAAGUACUACACGCCCACCAUGACUCAAGAGCUUAGACAACGCAUUUUCAAUUUCAAACAACAAAAUGGUGAGCUCUUUCAAGACGCAUGGCGGCGUUUCAAAUCAUUGCUAAGGGAAUGCCCACAUCACCGCAUUCCCCUAGACCUUCAAAUUGACACGUUCUACAAUGGUUUGAAUGCACCUUGUCAAGCCAUUGUGGACAACCGAGCCGAGGGCUACAUUGGAAAUAAAAAUGAAACUGAGGCACUCCGAAUCAUUGAAUCUAUUGCCUCAAAUCCUCAACUUCAAGGAGGCGAUUACAAGGUGGUCGGGAUGAAUGAAAUCUCUAUCACAACCGAGAUUAACAAAAGGCUUGAACAAAUUGAAUCAAAAAUUGAGCAAAAAUUCCAAACGGCCCUUCAAGCCGUAUUGGGAGGAGUCAAGCAAAUAGCUAAUGUGGAGAGCAUUCAAAGUCCGGAAGGCAAUUUAUCUCAACAUCUUGAAGAGGUAAAUUUCAUGAACUCUUAUGGGAACCGGGGAAACAAUAAUCCUUCUAAUCAACAAAGGUGGAACCAAGGGAGCAAUUGGAAGCCACAACCCCAAUCCGGAGCACCUAAUUUUGGGCCGUCCAAGGAAACCACCAUGGAGGAUAUGAUGCAAUUCAUAUCCAAGAGCAUGGAAAGCAUGAAGGCUCAAAAUGAAGAGAACCAUAGUAGAGUGGAGGCAUCCAUUGGGAAUCUCUACUCUCAAUUCAACAAGUUGGAUCUUCGCUUUGAAGAUCAAAAUAUAAAGCUCAACCAACGCAUCGACACCAUUGAGCAAUAUACCAAGGCGUCAAUCCGAAAUCUUGAAGUUCAAUUGGGGCAACUCGCCCAAAAAGUGACUUCUAGAGAGCAAGGUAAACUCCCUAAAACUACGGAGGUAAACCCGAGGGAGAGCGUCAUGGCCAUUACCACAAGAAGCGGGAGGCAAACGGAGGAUCCUAAGAUGCCGGAGAGAAGAAAGACACCGGAGGAACAAGAAGAGGUUUCACAUACACCGUUGCCACCUAUUAUGCCUCAAUAUGUUCCUCCCAUCCCUUAUCCACAAAAGUUGAAGAAGAAAGGAGAUGAGAAGAAACACAAGAAUAUUCUUGAUAUAUUCAAGAAAUUGAGCAUCAACAUACCUUUUGCGGAGGCCAUUGCGGAGAUUCCAUCAUACGCAAAAUUUCUCAAAGGCAUCAUCUCCAACAAAAAGAAGUUAGAGGAAUUUGCAACUGUAGCACUAACGGAGGAAUGUAGUGCCAUUAUUCAAAACAAACUUCCUCCAAAACUCAAAGACCCCGGAAGCUUUACUAUUCCAUGCUCUAUUGGAAAAAUCGGGGAGGUAAGGUCUCUUUGUGACCUUGGUGCUAGCAUAAAUCUUAUGCCCUACUCCCUAUUUAAAAAGCUAAGUGUGGGGGAACUCCAACCAACAACGGUUGCUUUGCAAUUAGCGGAUAGAACAAUCCGCUAUCCGAUAGGUAUCAUGGAGGAUGUCCUUGUGAAACUUGGAAAAUUCUACUUCCCGGUAGAUUUUCUUGUUUUGGACAUGGAAGAGAUGGAAGUUCCUGUCAUCCUUGGGAGAUCAUUUUUGGCCACCUCCGCAGCCGUCAUUGAUGUACAAGCGGGCACCGUAAGACUAAGAGUGGGAGAAGAUGAUGAAGCAUUCCAUGUAUGGAAAACACAAUCCAUUCUAACUCAAAACAUGGAGGUCAACACAAAUUCUUUUACUCCUCCCAAGGCCAUAAACAUCAUGGACAUCAAGAAGGCACAAAUAUUUGGGCCCGAGGACCCUCCCACACACCCCGAGAGCAAAAAGAACAGGCCUCCAACUCCAUGGCCUCCCCACGAUCUCAAAAAGGUAACAUUGGUCAAACGUCUUCGGGAGCACAAUCACACGUGAGAGGUACGUUGCGUCCGGCCUAUGACGUUAAACUGAGCGCUAAUUGGGAGGCAACCCAACAAAUUCAAUUAUAAAUAAAUAUGUUUAGUUAAAUACAUAUUCAUAUUUAUUUAUAAUUGAAACAACAACAAAAAAACACAAAAAAAAAAACAAAAAAAAAAGAAAAAGAAAAAGAAGCAUCAUCUAAACUCAUGUAUCAUGCAUCUCCUACUCUCACAAGACGGCCCAUUCCGCUAUUGAAGAUUUCAUCUUCCAUUACAUCCUCCAAUGUACAUUGAGGACAAUGUAUCUCAAGUGUGGGGGGUGCAUCUCAUGGUUAGUUAAACAAAUUUUGUGUGCAAAAUAAUAUUUUUUUAGGAAGGUAAAAGUUGUGAUAAUUCUCUUUUUAAUGGGUAUUUGGUUGAGAAAGUUUUUAUUAUUCACAUAAACUAUCAUUUUUUUUAGAUUUAUUACACUACUUUUACUCUUGAAAACCAUUCCCAAAAUAAACCUUGUGACUAGGAAACAUCAUCUUCUUCCAUGUCCAAAAAUGGUUUAAGUACAUCUCAAAUAUUCAAGAACCAUUUUGGAAAACAAGCCACCCUCAUGUCUCAUCAAAUAAAUUGGGAUCAUCAAAAUGACUUUCAGAAAAUACUUGUUGAGAACCAAUUCAAAUGAGUUAUAAAAAAAAACCUCAUGGUCUCUCCCAAGAACUCCAAUUGAUCCAAUUCUAUACUGAAAAGUCAAAUACACCAAAAAGCCAUUCUACACACCCAAAAAGUCUUAGUCACAAUCCACUCAUCUACUCUCAAGUGUAUAAGUAAUUUUUCUAAAUCUAAUGAUAGUUUUGUGUGUCUAAUAGAAAUUUGGUUUUGGACCGAGAAUGAUAAAGGAGUUUACAUAAUUUUAUACCUCCCUUAAAAAUAAAAUUAUUUUUGUGCAUAUAUUUUUGUUGAAACUAACCAAGGCAUCCAAGGUGAAGAAAUUGCUCGAGGACGAGCAAUGCUCAAGUGUGGAGGGAUUUGAUAGCCGUUAUAUUUACUUGUGUUGAAGAAAAGAAGAGAAAUCGGGCAAAUACCUCCAGAAUGAGAGCUUGAUCAUAAAACAUUGCGAUGAACGACUUUUUGGACCAAGAGAAUGACGUUCUGCCCAUAAUUUGAGUAUAACGUAUUCUAUAGAACUCGAAAUCACUCGAUUCGAGUUUCAUGUGAAUGCUAACUCAAUAAGGUACAAAUGUUAUGAAGACGUCAUGACCAAAAUAUGAAAGGAACAAGACUCAAUCAACCAACAAAGUCAGAUGUUGCUGGUGGGAUUUCAGGAUGCAUACCUCUCAGUGUUUUAUCCAUAUCUCUUGAUUGGCUGAAUAAAAUCAUGUCAUUCAAGUUUUGUUGGAUAGAAGACUUCAUUAUCUACAACUUUGGUGAAGGAAUCAUGUCCAAAUUCGUAGCGGAACAUCCCCAAAAUCCCAGGACAAAACCGACACCGGAAUUUGCACCAAACCGGCGCCCGUUUGUUGAUUUUCACAUGUACACAAACCAGUAGCUUACCCGGCGCCGGGUAGGCCUUAUACCCGGCGCCGGGUAGGCCAAAAUUUCAUACUUCCCUGCGCACAAUGAAGAACCGGCGCCGGGUAGGCCUGAACCCGGCGCCGGGUAGGUCUGAUCCUGCAAAUACAAAAGAACGUGCUGAAAUAUUUUGAUGGAAAAAACUCACCUUCCUCAUGAGCUAAUCAAAUAUAUCUUCCAUGCUUGAUUGUUGGGCUCGAAUAGACUAAAAGAUGUCAAUCUUGAGCCUAUAUAAAGCCCCCAAUUCAUCAAACAAGAUCAUCAAUCCAUCCUUGAAGCUUAAAUUUCAGUUUUUAUAUUUUAUUUUUGCAUUCUCUUGAAGUGUUGGAGAAGAAGCCAUUUCUCUCCUCUACAAUUGGUUCUAGGUAUUAUUUCUUGUAUGUUAUUGUAUUUCCUUUAUCUUAGUUACACUUUUGUAAUUAAUAUGAGCAUUAGAGGCUAAGUUCUUAGCUAAGGCUAGGGAUGAACUUCUAUGCCCACUAGGUGUUUGAUAAAAGUUCUAAACCAAUAAAUUGUGAUUUAUCCUUUACAUUUUGAUUGUUUAUGACUAUGGUGUACAACAUAGAAGUAUGUUAAACUUAGUUUAUGCUUGCAAUUAACGUUGAGGUCUAAACUAUGAACAUUAAAGGAUAAACAUAUAUAUUACCGAGAAUAGAAAUAUAUCCGGUAUUAUAUGAUACGGGUGUGAUGUCUUGAUAUUCAACGGGGUUUUCGGUAGAUGAAUGUAAGCCGUAACGGGACUUACACGUAACGAAAACCACGCUCUCGCUGCCUUAACCGGAGUUGAGAAUAUAUUAGCGACAUCGUAUUCAUAAUUAUUGGUAAAGAACUAAUAUUCAACCCUAUUAAAGCAUUUAAGUGAUUCCCGAAGCCUUAGUUGUUGUUAUCAAUCACUUUAAUCAAAUUAAUUCAAGUUAUAUCUCUGAAAAUUAAAAAGAAGAACCAAGUUGUUGUUUUCACAACAACACACAACUCAAAAUCCCUACACUUUACUCAUUUACUUAUUCAAAGUCAUCUACUCGCGGACUAAAUUAAACAACGUUUCCCUGUGGAUUCGACCCGGUAUUUUACCGGAAUUUAUUACUAUAUCGGCACUUGUACACUUGCAAGUUCAGCCCGAUCACAUGCUUGCAAGAAAUCUCCUGUUGAAGAUUAAUUCAUUUUGUCCACUUUAAUAUGAGUAUUCUUGGAUCCAGGUUGACCUCCUUGAGCCUGUGCCACAUUUUUUGGAGGCUGCCCGUGUGAGUUUGGCUCCUGCAAAAAUUUAACUGCGCCUGGGAUGAACAGAGUUGCCAAUUUUUUCUGUGUUCCACUUCAGAUCUGAUUUGUGAUUUGAUUUCCAGCCAAAGAGUUUUUGUUGAGUAGCUCAAGUCCAAAAAUAGCAGAUUCGGUAGAGUAUUAGCUCCAAAUUGAUGCUAUAGAGUAUUAAUGGUGGCUUUAUUUUGUUCAUUUUUGUUACUUAUAAUGUGGCAAAGUUAAAAAAAUCAUGCAGGCUAGCUAUGUUGAACCAAAUAUUGAGAAGUACUCCGAAGACUUGUUUUAUUGGAUUAUGAUGGCGAUGCAAGGAAUUAUGAUGUCUAGUGUGUAGCAUAUAAAAAUGUUGUAUGAUUAAAGUAUAGAUUUAUAGCAUCUUGUAAUACACUACGUGUGUAGUACUUAUUGAUAUUGACAUUGUAAAAUAAUUUGAGUAAUAAAUACAAUUAUUGUUCUUUUGAUU
Cuscuta epithymum is the source of this 6816-nucleotide messenger RNA. Lineage: Eukaryota; Viridiplantae; Streptophyta; Magnoliopsida; Solanales; Convolvulaceae. The record is from the annotation of a GenBank genome assembly.